Molecule: messenger RNA, 6448 nt
Organism: Sus scrofa (pig)
Lineage: Eukaryota; Metazoa; Chordata; Mammalia; Artiodactyla; Suidae
Gene: MINAR1
Product: membrane integral NOTCH2 associated receptor 1
Biological process (GO): negative regulation of TOR signaling; negative regulation of cell population proliferation
Cellular component (GO): plasma membrane
Source: RefSeq, a predicted model, not a curated record
GCGCGCAGCCUCCGCUCGUUCUCCCCGAGAGCUGCACCCGGACCCGGCACCUCGCCGAGGUCGCCCUUCCCGAGCUCUGGCGGCGCCCCCAUCCCGCUCUCCCCGGCUGCAGCCUCCAGCUCGGCACCCCCUCUGCGCCUCUGCCGCGCCCCUCGCGGACCCGCCCCCUCCGUCCUCCUGGUGCGCGCAGUCGCUGCCCGUGCGCCCUGCCUCCUUGCGCGCCCCGGGCGAGCAACGAUGGGGAAGCCGAACCCAAUUCUCCGCCGCCGGCUUCCCGGCCCGCGUUGCUUACUGCCCGCCAGCCCGUGACGCCGCGGUGCUGGCCGAGACACAAAGACCGUGGCUGGGGCCGCCGGGGGGCCGAGGCCUCGUCCGGGGGCCGCUGCGAGUCUGAGCGCCAUGCGAGCCAGUGCCAGCUGCCCGCUGCCCAGGAGGAGCCCGAGCGCCCGCCUCCUCCGGCUUGCGCUGGCCGGAGCUCUGGCUGCAUCCUGGUGGGCGCCGCUCAAGUGAGGGCAGAGCCCGACCCGGAGCGGCCAAGGCCACAACCGCUCCAGCCCCCGGGGUGCAGCCGGGAGCUCGGACCCCGGGUUUCUCUGGAGGCGGGGACUGGCGGGCUCCUGAGCCUUCCCGAGGCGCGGUAUUGGAGGCCGUGAGGACCACAGCCGGAACGGAGCGGGAACCGCGCGGAGCAGCGUGGACCCGGCGGCCGGGAAGCCUUGGAGAACUGACUCGAAGGGUUAGUAUCAUCAGUGAGCCUUUGACACUCUAAAUCAUGGAGACCAGUCAGGACACUUCCCUCUUCUUGGUGAAGAUCUUAGAGGAGCUGGACAGCAAACAAAAUACAGUUUCCUACCAGGACCUGUGCAAAUCCCUGUGCGCCCGCUUUGACCUGUCCCAGCUCGCCAAACUGAGAAGCGUGCUCUUCUACACGGCUUGCCUCGACCCCAAUUUCCCAGCCACGUUGUUCAAAGACAAGAUGAAAUGCACCGUCAACAACCAGCAAUCGAAGAAGAUCAUGGUGGCGGCAGAUAUCGUGACGAUAUUCAACCUGAUCCAGAUGAAUGGGGGCGCCGCCAAGGAGAAGCUGCCCAGCGGCCGGCAGAAGGCGCGCAAGAAGGAGGCGUCCUUUGACUCGUGCCGCUCGGACACGGAGAUCUGCGGCGCCGCCGAGUGUGAGGCCCUGGACUGCGAAAUGAACGACAGGCCCUUCAGCCGGGGCUACCCGCCCCGCCAGUCGUCCAAGUGCCGGAAGAUGGACUGCAAGGACUGCCCGCAGUUCGUACCUGCCUCCGAGCCCAACUUCCUGCUGGGGGUGAGCAAAGAGGGGAAGCACCGGGCGGCUUCCCUGGACAGGCUGCAGGCUCUGGCCCCGUACUCGGUGGCCAGCCCUCAGCCGUGCGAGAUGCAGAGAACGUACUUCCCCAUGAACAUCGAGAACGAAUCCAUGUCCGAUCAGGACUCCCUGCCCCUCGCCCAGGGCAUCAAGGAGACUUUCAUUGCUAACGAGGAGCCCUUCGUGGUCCAGUCCUGUGUCCAGAAAAGGAACAUCUUCAAAGAGGAUUUUCACAACCUGAUGGCCGUGUCCCCGGGGUUGGCCGGCCCCGCUACCAAGGCAGAGGGCGAGCACGGGGAACCCCAGGGCCGCAAGGAGGCCCACAAAACGCCCUUCCCUAAUCACAGCUUCGAGAUGCCCUACAACAGCCAGUACCUGAAUCCUGUGUACUCCCCUGUUCCUGACAAGAGGCGGGCAAAGCACGAAAGCUUAGAUGACCUUCAAGCCUCCACGUAUUUUGGACCCACUCCAGUGAUGGGGACCCAAGAGGCCAGGCGCUGUCCAGGAAGGCCCAGCAAGCAGACUCCCUGGCCGGCUAAAAGCUGGAGCCUAAACACGGAAGAAGUCCCUGACUUUGAACGGUCCUUCUUCAAUAGGAAUCCCUCCGAGGAGAAGCUCCGCUAUCCAAAUUCCAGCAGCCAGACCCCCAGUUUCCCAACCCCAGACAGGCGCCCAGCUUACCUCACGCCACAGGACCAACAGCCAAUUCUCCCUGUCGGCUAUGCGGCCAAACCAAACGGACUCAAGUCUAAAGAGAUCUCGUCCCCCGUUGACCUGGAGAAGCAUGAACCGGUCAAAAAGUUUAAAGACAAGAGCAUUAGCUGUACCAGCGGACAGCUCAGCUCAGACACCAGUAGCGUGGGCACCCAGACCGAGCAGCAUGUGCUGGAGCCCAAGAAAUGCAAGGACUUGUGCGCCUCCGGGCAGGGCAAGUUCAGCGACAGGCACACCAUGAAGCAGUCAGAUGACGAUUCAGAAGUCGUCAGCGAUGACAUCAGCGACAUUUUCCGGUUUCUCGAUGACAUGAGCAUCAGUGGCUCGACGGGAGUGAUACAGUCAUCCUGCUACAACAGCACAGGGUCCUUGUCUCAGCUUCACAAGUCGGACUGUGACAGUUCACCAGAGCACAACCGAGCCAAAAUCGCCAACGGGCUCCCCAGCAGCAAAGGAGAAAAGGGCAACCGGCCUGAAAAUGGCCACCACUCAGAAGAGGAGUUGAAGACCAGUGUGUGCAAACUGGUGCUCAGGAUUGGCGAAAUUGAACGGAAGCUCGAAUCGCUCUCUGGUGUCCGCGAGGAAAUCUCCCAGGUCCUGGGCAAGCUCAAUAAAUUGGAUCAGAAAAUGCAGCAGCCUGAGAAGGUGAGUGUGCAGAUAGAUCUGAAUUCCUUGACCAGCGAGGCUCCCUCCGAUGAGAGCGCCUCUCCUCGGAUGUUCCGGGCACACAAUGGCCCCCACGGACCCAAACUGGAGAACAGUGCCGACUGGUGCUGCUCGGAUGCCAGCGGAAGCAACAGUGAAAGCCUUCGUGUCCAGGCCUUAAAAAAAAGCCUCUUCACCAGGCCCUCCUCCAGGUCCCUGACGGAGGAGAACAGUGCCACGGAAUCCAAAAUCGCCAGCAUCUCCAACUCGCCCAGGGACUGGCGCACCAUCACGUACCCCAACCGUGUGGGCGUCGGCGAGGAGGAGAUCAAGGACAGAGGCCCCGGAGACAGUACGGACUGGCAUCGAAAAUCUAAAGAGGCAGACAGGCAGUACGACCUCCCCCCACAGCACCGGCUGCCCAAGCAGCCCCAAGACGGCUUCCUGGUGGAGCAGGUGUUCAGCCCACACCCCUACCCCGCCUCCCUCAAGGCCCACAUGAAGAACAACCCCCUGUACACGGACAUGCGGCUGACGGAGCUGGCAGAGGUGAAGCGGGGCCAGCCUUCCUGGACCAUCGAGGAGUACGCACGCAAUGCCGGUGACAAGGGCAAGCUGACGGCUUUGGACCUGCAGACGCAAGAAUCUUUAAACCCAAACAACUUAGAAUAUUGGAUGGAAGAUAUUUACACGCCAGGCUACGACUCAUUACUAAAACGUAAAGAAGCCGAGUUCAGACGAGCCAAGGUCUGCAAGAUAGCUGCUCUGAUCGCUGCGGCCGCGUGUACGGUCAUUCUUGUCAUCGUUGUGCCCAUCUGCACCAUGAAAUCGUGAGCCCAGGGACUCAAUGUUGUGGACGGCUGGUGACGCCCGAUGUCUCCCUCUGUAGUUUAAGACCAUGCAGCGGUCUGGCCACAGGCUGGGGGGAGAGAGAUGAAAUCGUGGAGGCUUUUCUGCACCUGCUGACCAUGGUCUUCAGAAAGUAUAUAUUCGAGAGAGAUCUACCUUACCUGUUAGCUUUGAUUUAAUCACACACGGAUGAAUUUUAAGAAGUGCAAUAUCUUUUCCUACCAGAAGAAUGUAAUGGACUACCAGUAGAUACACACUGAAUUCCAAGCAAAAAAGUAAAAAUAGAGAGAGAGAGAGAAGAAAGAUUAAUUGGUUGGAUUCUUUCCAUUUUGAUGAAAUUUCAUGGCGGGGGAUAUGGUAUAGAGGAAAUAUUUAAUACAUGCCUCUUUGAGGGAAGCUAAGGGAGAUAAGAUCCCUUAAGGGAUCUCAUCUCCUUAAUGUCGUUGACCAUUGCAGGUGAAGUAACAGGGUGUGUAUUCAGAAAGGGGGUUACUUCUCUGCUGACUUUUAUCAAGGGCUACCGACUUUUCAUUCUUGCCCUUCUGUCAUCAUUAUGAUCUUCGUGGCAGAUCUUCAUGGAGACAUUCUGGACCUUCUUCCUUGGGCCCAGGGUAGGAAGGUGCCAAUCAGGCUUGACAUGAGGUGUGCUCUCUGCUUAAUAGGCCAAGGUAUUGAGGUCAGGAGACCUUCCUGUGCCCACUCCACAGGGUGGGAGAGCUGCUUGCUAGCCAUGUCCAAUCUAUAUCUGAAAAUCAUGGCAUCCCAAAGCAUCAUCCAGUCUUGGUUUGGUGUGUGGUCCCUCCCCCUAAGCUUUGCCUCCUGGUGGCACCAGAUAUGCGGCUUCUCACACUUGGGUUGAAGAAUAUGGAACUUGUCCUUGUGCCUUGAAGAGUAGAGACAAUGGCUAAACUUUGACCUUCGAACUCUAAACCAUGGUUUCCAUGCACCACUGAUACCAGCCAUUUCAGUGGCUUUAAAGGGAUUUUUGAAAGCUUGUCAAUAAUAUGAUAAAGGCACUGAUGUGUACUCAACUACCCCAACACCUACUCCAGAGUUUUGAAUACUUGUCAGCAGUGCAAAAAAACUAUUAUCUAUUUAACCGUCUAUCUAUCUGUAUGUCUAUCUAAAUACUUUGGGUUUAUUGUCUUCUCUGUUGACCAACCUGAGAGCAAGGUUUCUCUAGUGUAAGGAAGCCAUUGUAAUUUCAUUAGAAUUUGAUCUCAGUUUCCCCCUGUUGAAUGGUGCUUUGACACGACUGGACAGACAGACUCCUUUUCAACAUUUGAUUCUAAUGUCUUGUUGCAGAUUAAAAAGAACCGAUUGACAGCAACUAGCUACCUGAAUUCUUCUGAGAAUAAGGUGGGAUAAAAAUAAAUGUUCGUAGUAAGAAUAAGCACUCUGGAUAAUAUAAUAAAUUUCAGAAAGAGAGGUUUGGGAAGCAUCUCUGAUUUUAAAGCAAUAGGCGUUCAGCAUCCAUCCUAAAAACUUCCACUAAUGCUUAGCUUGCUGUGUCUAAUGCUACUGUUGCCCAUAAAGGGUAAUCAGAACAUUUCAUGUUGUUGACAUGUAAGGGGUGGAUGCUUUCAUCUGUAGUGAACCUUCAUUUGUACAGAUCUUCAUGUAAUCUAUUUCUAGUCUCAUGUUUAUGUCUGCAUUUUCAACCAAGUGACUGCAACUUAAGCCUUAGUAUGGAAAACUGAAGAUUUAUAAUUGAAAAUGAAAAAAAUAUAUAUAUAUAACCAUCUAUUGUCAGAAUUUUAGUCUCUUGGUGCUCUGUUUGGGUUGGGCACAUUAAAUAAGAUUAUUUCUUUCACCCCAAAGGGGAUUGACUGGUAUGGCUCUGGAACACGUCCCAGUCCCCCCACUCUCCCCUUGAUCACAGAUUAAGUAAGCCACAAGAGCAUCAGAGAGAGGUAGUUCCCAGCCUCUUGCUCUAUAAUUUGCAGAGACCAUGGAGAUGCAGUUACCCAGCAUAAGAAAAAUUUGUCCAAUCCCAAUCUGACUGCUUUAUUUGCCAGGUGGGAUCAUGGUGGAUGGACCAAACCACUCUCACCACUGCCCUUGGGUGAAUCUAUUCCUAAUGGGCCCUGCUUGGGCCACGUGCCUCUGCUACCUAGAGAGGGUGUGGCUGUCAGCCCCACCCCAUGCAAAGAAGUGAAGGGACUCUGUAGGAUUUUCUUCUACUCUUUUCAUAUCUGGAGAGGUAGUUGAAGAAAUUUAGUCUUGCUCUGAGUCCAGUGUAGCUUCAGAAUUCAGCUCCACAUCAUUGUCACAUAAAGGAAACAUCCAAACCUGAUAAUACCCCUGGGCAACCAGACAGUGAAGACCCCAAGGCAAGGUGGCUUCCUCUGGAAAGGGGUUACCCUUAGCCUGGUCGCUCUGAGUCUGGUGUUGGCUUGAAGGGAAUGGAUGCUUGGAGUCUUGGGAUCGAGAUAAGGUGAAGUUCACAAUUGGGUCCUUUCUCUCUGUUGACCCCAAGCUUGUUACACUUUCUUUCCCUGGACCCUAGACUCCUCAGUUCUUCCAUCCCUCUAUUUGCAGAAGGUGGCAAGACCAGAGUCUGACUGGGAAGGAACUUCUACCAUUCCCUCUAAAAUUUGCCUCUCAUCUCCUGCUGCUGUGAGCUCCCAGCAGGUUACAUAGGGACUGGCCUAUUUUCUGUACUGGGUGCCAAGUUCUACCACACUCUCUGGCAUUUCCACCCGAAGUAUAAUUUCUUGUGCCUAAACCUAAAAUCACUCCACUAUCAGAAUUCACUUCAUUUCUCUUGCAUUUAAACAAUGAACAAGCAGAUGUUAUUAAGGGAUUAUUUUGAGCUUAAGUAUCUUUCGCCAAUAAUUAAAAUUGGAAUCAUUUCAUCCUCAUUCUUAGUCUGAAUUUGCUUUGAACACAGCCUUGCAGAAAAGC